AUGGAGCCAAGGGACAAUGGUUACAAGGAAGAUUCAAGAGGGCAAGUGGGCAUGACUUGCAUGGCAGAUUCGAGUAAAGGAAAGAGCAAGACUUCUGUUAAAGAUAUUAGUAACUGCGAUGGCCACUUAGUUUGGACCUUGUUCAAGCUUCAGAAAGGCAAAAUGCCAUCCAAAAUACUGCACUUGGCCAUUCCAUACAUAUUUCCACCGUCCACACAAACAAGUAGUAAGAAAAACAAUUGA
This is a messenger RNA of Dovyalis caffra, 243 nucleotides long. The record is from the annotation of a GenBank genome assembly. Lineage: Eukaryota; Viridiplantae; Streptophyta; Magnoliopsida; Malpighiales; Salicaceae.